Racocetra fulgida is the source of this 3378-nucleotide messenger RNA. The record is from the annotation of a GenBank genome assembly. Lineage: Eukaryota; Fungi; Glomeromycota; Glomeromycetes; Diversisporales; Gigasporaceae.
AUGGAUUAUCCUAUCCAUAAACAUGCGGUUAAGCCAAUAGAUAAUAGUUUAUGCAACAAUGAUGCUCGGACAAUGGGAAUAUUCCAAAAACUCCGUCUUUCUUUCGUAAAUUUCGCUCGCACUUCUGUAUGUAAAAUAUUAGUAAAAACAUUAUCAGCAAUGCGAAAAAGUUCACUCCAAUCGGAAGUAUCAUUUGAUAGUAGAGAAGAAAUUACUAUAGUACGUCCAGGUGACUUACCUCUUGACUCAACCUCUGAUAAAGUCGAAAAUCUUGAAAUUAAUGAGUCUGAAUGCCUUUCCAUCGAAAAUGCUUCGGAUGUUCAAGCAAAUAAUGUAACUUUAAUUAAUGAUGAAAUUAUUUGGCUGGAUACCAAAUUUUCAACAAAUACCAAAGCUAUUCUUAGUACAAACGACACUCAAGUUUCUAUUUCAAAUGAUAAUUUAGACAAACCGAUUGAAAUUGAAAAUUCUCAAUUAAAUAAUCAUGAAUCAGGGGGUACUGAAAAUUUAUUAAAACGAAGACCAGGUGCUCCUGCAAAUCUAAACUUAGUUUUCAAACCAAAAAAUACUGAUAAUGAUCAAACUUCUACAAUAUUAUCUUCGCGUUCUGACAAUUCUGGAUUAGCCACUGCAACACGGGAAAAUAUAGAAUUACUUAAUUCGGAAAUUUCUCAGGUCAAAUCAGAUAGUCUUGGUAAUGACUUAAAUCCCGAAGAUUCAAAAAAACAUGCUCAUUCAUCAUUCACAUCAAUUACUCCCAAACAAAAUCACUGGAAGGAUGUAAAAAAAUAUAUUGGAAAAACUUCUGCAGUUCUUGGUGCUUUACCAAAAGCUCGUAUUGAACGACAAAAUCAACUUUUGGAUAAUGAUCCAAAAUCUGUGUGCAUUCAAUCCAAUGGUCUCAAAGCUAAUUUGGAGACCAUACAAUCACUCAUAGAUGAUAGUACAAAUCCAGCUACCGAAGGAGAUGAGUUACUUCCAAAUGAAAAGAUUACGGAUUGGGAUUUUUGGUCUGCAUUGAUUCAAGAUUAUACUUCUGUGGCCACAAAACUUCCUGAACUUCUUACAGCAAAAUUACAAUCUGGUGUACCUCCAAAAUUAAGAGGAUUGGUUUGGCAAUCAAUGUGUCAGGCUUCUUCAACCUAUCUAGAAACAAUGUAUUCCCAAUUAUUAUCCGAAUCUUCUCCUUAUGAUAAAAUCAUUGAACGUGAUUUGGCACGAACGUUUCCACAUAUUGAUAUGUUCAAAGAAGAAAAUGGCAAAGGGCAGACUGGUUUAUGGAAUAUAUUAAAGGCAUAUAGUUUGUAUGAUCCGUUGGUCGGAUAUUGUCAAGGGCUUGGAUUUUUAGUUGGUCCGAUGUUGAUGAACGGCCUUCAACUCCGCCUUUAUCAAUUCUCAGCACUUCUCGCUCAAAUUCUUCCAAAACUUCAUGAACACUUUCAACGCCAUGCUAUACAUCCUGCUAUGUUUGCUUCGCAAUGGUUUCUAUCACUUUUUGCUUACACUUACCCUUUGCCAUUGGUACUUCGUAUUUAUGAUAUAGUAUUUGCUGAAGGUGCACCUGAGACAAUUAUGCGUGUAGCAAUUGCAUUAUUGAAGAAAAAUGAAUCCAAUUUACUCUCGUAUGAAGAGUUUGAAGAUCUUUUGGAUUUUCUCACAUCUCGAUUAUAUGAGGCCUAUGAUAAUAAACCAACUGGACUCAUUAAGGAUGCUAUGGCAUUAAGUUCAGUAAUAACAAAGGCAAAAUUAGAUCAACUUUCUAAGAGUUAUGUGAAAGAAUUAGAAGAUCAAAAGAAACGUUCCGAAAAAUUAGUUGCUGUUCGAUUCAAUGGAAGAUUUGCUGCUCCCAAAAAGGAAAAGAAAGAAGAAGUUAAGAAACCACAAAAACGUGAAAAACCAAAUUAUAGGUGGUCAUUUACAGCCCUUCCAAGUUCCAAGCAAUCUGUCGCCUCUUUACAAUCUGUUACAAAUAUAUCCAAUGAUGUACCAGCUACAAGUGUUUCCAAUGAUGUAUCACUUGCCUCAGACAAUGAUUCAAUAGUAUCUUCGACACCUACGACCGCUUCGUUUGAUAGCAAUAACACAGGACUUUUACAUACACAAAUUGAAGAUUUAGUGACUGCAUUAUCCCAACUUCAAAAGGAGCACGCAGAUGUUCUUGAACAAUUAGUUUGCAUAAAGAUGGAAAAAAUGGAUUUGGUGACAGAGGUUGAAGGGUUAAAAUCACGGUUAAGGGGUAUUGAAAAAGAGAACAAACGAUUAUCUGCAAAUUCUGUAAUAUUUUCUGUCGAUUCUACAACCAUAAGUUUAAGUGAUAUAUCUCGGUUAGAUGAUUCUGAUCUAACGCCUCGUCCAUCAACUGAUACAACGUCACACAAAAGAAUAGUAUCAGAUUCAGAUUCAGAUUUACUGACAAAAGCACAACAACUAGUUUCUACAUUCAUACCUAAGUCACGUGCUUUAUCCUCGUCGACUUCGUCAUCAUCAUCAAUUUCUUCCAUUCAAUCAAUAAAUAACAAUCAUUUAAAUACCACACCACCAACACCAAAUUCUUCUGAAUUUUAUACAAUCGACUUGUCAGAUGAACGCGAAGAACAAAGUCCAAACAUUUCAGCUCUUACUGAAGAACUUAUUAAAGUCAAAAUGCAAAAAUUCGAUUUAGUACAAGAAAAUGAGGAAUUACUUAAACGUAAUGAAGAUUUAGAGAGUGCCUUACAAUUAUCUAAACAAGAACAUAUUUUAUUACAAGAAAAAAAUAUCUCACUAUUAGUAGAAAUUGAACGCCUUGAUGAAGAAGCAGCACAAGCAGUAUAUGAAAAAAAUUCUAUGGAAUUUGAAGUGAAAGAAGCCAGAGAUAUUAAACUUCAAAAUGGAAAAUUACUCAAAGAAAUUGAGAAACUAAAAAAAGAAGUGGAACAAUUGAAACAAAAAGGAUCAAAUAAAAAUACAUUACAAGAUGCGCCCACUAUUAGACAUAGUACAUUAUUUGAAUUUAUCGUUGAAAACGUAGAUGACCCGUCAAUUUCAUCAAAAAGAAGGGAUAGUGAGUCACAAUCAAUAUCAUCGAUAUAUUCAUUACCACAAAACCAUGCUAUGGAAAACGAAGAUUUUCAGAUUGUUACGGCAUGUAAUGGUGAAUGUGAUACUGCAAAAAGAAUUGAUGAAUUGGAGAAAAUGUUAAUAAAUGUAAAAAUGAAAUUGGCCCAAAGUGAAGAAGUUAGGGAAUCCUUGGGAAAUCAAUUGGAUGGAUUAAGACAUUUGGUAAAUGCUUAUAACGAAGAUCUUUCCCCAACAUCGCCAACUCUAAGGCCAAGAAGUCCAAGAAGUGAAAAACGGGCAUCAUCAUUGUCUCUGGCUUCAUUUUUUGGUGGCACAUAA